Eriocheir sinensis (Chinese mitten crab) is the source of this 4668-nucleotide messenger RNA. Its product is annotated as WASH complex subunit 4-like. The transcript is spliced from 21 exons. Lineage: Eukaryota; Metazoa; Arthropoda; Malacostraca; Decapoda; Varunidae. Bases 112 to 3090 code for a protein of 992 amino acids. The record is from RefSeq and is a predicted model, not a curated record. Gene Ontology annotation, biological process: endosomal transport; endosome organization. Gene Ontology annotation, cellular component: endosome; WASH complex.
UAAAUUCUCAAUAUUAGCCCACUCGGUCAGCUGUCACCGUCCGCCGCGGCCCAGACCGAGGCCGCGGGAGGGGGCGGAUGUCAACAAAGGAGUCGAGGCCGCGGCGUGAGGAUGACAGUUGAUAUAGACUAUGACGAAAACAGCCACAAGACGGUGGCGGAGCAGGAGCUGAGGCGCUACAACCACAUCGUUGAGCAGCAUGGCGACCAGCUGGAGGAGAUCAUCGAGGCGCUGGGCCCCCACCCCGCCCCGCCCUGGGACCCCAAGUUUGACCCCAUCACCCUCCAGAUGGCGCCGUUCGAACACGUGUCGAUGGUGAGGCUGGUGCAAGCGGGCAACAAGGUGGUGAACAAGGUGGUGCUGGCCCUCAGUGCGCUCUGCCUGGAGGUGACACAGCUGGUGGAUGAGGCACGCACCCACCUCUACCCGCCCCUCUUGCUCUAUGGCAGUGGAGUGGACGCGGACGGCGAGAAAACAGGUGAGUCGCAGGUGAGCCUCUCGCGGGUGCUGCCCACGCUGCACCGCGCCGCCUGCUACGUGCAUCGCGUCCUGAGGGUGGUGCGGAACAUCAUGCACCAGAUGACCGCACUCUACCACCCAGAGAAGAAGAAGAGAAGCGGGACCGUCGAUGUGUCUGAUGUGCACUUCCAGGUUAUGUACGAGCACCUUGGGUCACUGAUGGGCACACUUAUCACCCUGGACGAGGUGGUGCUGAGUAACGCGGUGCUACAUGAACACUGGGGGGCGUACCGGCGGCUGGUACGCUCGGCCGGGUCGGACCAGCUCAGGUUUGGGCAGGACAAGGCAACGCUGCAGCCCCUGGAGAAGCUGCUGGCCGAUGUGGAGGCAACGGUCAUGCAGGGAACAAUGUUUGCGUCAGUGGUGCGACAACCCUACGAUGUGGACGGCCUGGUGGUGACGCGGAACGGCCUGCUGCGGGAGGAAAUGAUGACGGUGAUCCUGGGGUGGUGCGGACAGCUGGAACAGAGCAGCAGCGACGGGUGGUGGUGCGACAACCAGCCUCAGGUGGUGGGGGUCACAGCCCUGGCAGCGUUCCACCAAGUGAUCUUUGACACCCAGGAGAAGAGGCUGGCCAGGACCUUGGGGAACCUCUUCAGAAAGUUCCCGUGCGUCACGCUGGUCGGCUCGGUGGUGUGGAUGGCCGAGCGUCACAUCCCGUCUGUGGCGCCAACCCUCGGGCAAUUCUUUGACCGCAAGACACAGGACGCUCUGCUCACCUUCCGAACCAACUACCUGUCCCAGAAGACCCAGACCAUUGCCAAGGAAGCCAAAACCGUCAAUUUGCAGGUGUGUGGCUGGGCGGUCAACCUGGACGCUGCUUCCCGGAAACACUCCAGUCACAUGAACAACCAGGACCUCAACCAGCGAGCGUCCCUACUCCUCCAGGGCCUGAUCUUGGCACACAGCGUGAAGUACAGCGUGGAGACGGUGCUCAACCUACACACCGCGCUGGGUCGGCCCAUGGGCAAGGCAUGUGCCCUCAGCGUGUGUCACCUGGUGGAGUCCCUCAAGGCCAUCGAGCACACCUACCACCGCCACGGCUCCCUCCUGGCAGACUCCAUCCCACAUGUGAUCCAGUACCUCACCUACCAAGUGCUCUCCAUCGUGGCCACUACCAAGAAUCGUGUGUCCAGCGCUCGCUUGGACGCCCAGCGGCUGGACAUCCUGAUGGCCCUCAACCUGGUGGAGCAGAUGCUGUCCGGCCCUGGCACCAAGGAGCGGCGGCUGGUGAUGCGUGUGGCACUGUCCCUCGCCAACCAGGCCAAGGCACUGAGGGACGAAGAUAUCUCCUCGCUGCUGGUGGGUUUGCGCAGGCUGGAUCUGGCGUGUGAGCUGCAGGCCAGGGUGAGGAAGGCCACCAGCUGCUGCAUCCUGUACCAUCACACCGUCAUCCUGCCAACCUACCUCACGAACUACCAACACACUCUUGAAAAUGUCCACCGUAUCCACUUCAUGCUGGCCGCCAUACAGGACUGCGCCACCUUGCUGGAGGGAUGCUGCCACCUGGCCCGCCCCGAGGAACUUGUCGCUCGGUUUAGGAAGGAAGUGUAUGGUUACAUCAAGGAACUGGUGCUGGACAAAGCGUGUCAGGAGGUUGAGACUGAGCUACGGAUCAGCACACACAGCCACCUUCAGCUGGACAGUCGCAACCCCUUCCAGAGCCCCCUUAGGGACCUGUCUCCCCUGCUGGCCCUGGAGCCCUUCUGCCUCCUGUCAACUACCCUCAUAUCAGCAAAAGACUACGUGGAGCAGUACCUGGAGCGGACCUUCUACGCCCUGACCGUGGUGGCGCCGCAUGACUGGAGGACCUACGAGGAGAUGCGCAACCUCGCUGCCUCAAAGUACAACCUGUUCACAGUGCCUUCACACCUGCCCUCCCACACCCUUGACCAGGGCGUGGACGUGCUGGAGAUCAUGCGUAAUAUCCAUGUGUUUGUGCGGCACUACCUCUACAACCUCAACCAGCAGUUCUUCAUCGAGGCGGCCAGCAACAACAAGCACCUCAACACCGUCACCAUCAAGCACAUCGCCAACUCCAUUCGGACGCACGGCGCCGGGAUAAUAAACACAACGGUGAACUUCACUUACCAGUUUCUGCGGCGCAAGUUCCAGGUGUUCUCCCAGUUCCUGUACGACGAGCAGAUCAAGUCUCGCCUCCUGAAGGACCGACAGCUGUGGAGGGAGGCCAAGGCGACCCAGGAGUACUUCCCCUACGAGAGCGCUGAGAAGUUCAACCGAAACAUCAGGAAGCUUGGCGUCUCCCCCGAGGGACUCUCCUUCCUGGACCAGUUCAGAGGACUCAUGUCACACAUCGGCAAUGCCAUGGGGUUCGUGCGUCUGGUUCGGUCUGGCGGGCUACACUGCUCCAGCAACGCCGCGCGCUUCAUCCCCGACCUGGAGGACGUGCCCAGCCUGGAGGAGCUGUGUCGGGAGGCCCACACGUCCCCGCAGACCCUGGCGGCCGCAGAGAACCUGGACGCUGUCAUCAACAACAAAAGAUUAAUAGAAUAUUCAUGGAUUUAUUUCCCGGUCACGGUGCAGAAGUCGGGCAUAUUUUCUUUUUUCUAGCCUCACAUAACUGUCCAUGGAAAUCCCAGAAACUUCUACGAGAGGCUUUUCAAGCCUGAGGCGCCGAUACGUUAAGAUUACUACGGCCUGGAGUGCCAGGUGGCGGUGCUCGACCCUCUGUGUGUGUGUGUUGGCGAGGGAAGUGUUCUGCUGGUGUGUGGGCGGCUGUGCUUCCCGCCCGCCCCAGCCAGCACACGCCCAUGGGACCGGUUCCUUAUCCAAGAAGUAGAAAAAGCACACAGUGAAGGCCGCCCGCACACAAGGCAGACAGAAAGAUAAGCAGCCAGGCAUUGUGGCAGGCAUACAGGUAGCUAGGCGGAUUCGAACGCUGGUCCCCGACUGUGUGACCUCGAGAAGGAUGGAGUCCAGGACGCCGCGCUGAGGCCCACGCUGCUGCAGGUGGCGAGCAUCCUGCUGUCGUCGCUGGCCACGCUGCAGUUCGGCAUAAGCUACUCCUGGCCCAACUCCCUCGCCGGCGACCUCCGCACCGACAACUCCACGCUCCUCGGCCACCAGAUCUCCGUCACCUCCGUCGGCCGCGACCUCGUCGGUGAGUCCCUGCGGCCUCGCGCCCACUAACACUCGAUGGCACUAACCUCCCGCAGCAUGCAUGGCCUUCGAAGGGCACUGUUCGACGGCUCUCCCUGGCACGCCCUGCCAGCCCGGCCACUCUUCGCAGACGCCCCCAGUCAGGUGUUGGUGGCGGAUUUGGCACAUUUUUUUCCAGUUUCCUCGCUCCGUGGCGUCACCUUCAUCAUCCAGCAUCGGUUUUCAGCGCGGGGCUCUCUGGACUCCUCUCAGCAACACGAACAUUUUUUCCCUGCAUGCCGGUGGGUUGCUCUGCUGUUUGCUCAGACUCCCAGGAAGCGCUGCCUUCCUGGAGGAUCAGCGCGGCACCCGCACAGUAAUCCUUGACGUUACAGCUGGAUGGUCCGGCCAAAACAAGGAGGCGUCCGAUGAACUUUUGCUGUGUCCCUCCCUGGCCACGCCUCUGGUCCUGGGCGAGGAGGCCGACGAGGCGGCGCGGGCAUGGCUGGAGCCGCCGCUGCUUAUGCCCCAUCACAUCCCCGCGUCUUGCAGGGGCCUGUAGGCUGUGCACCCCCACCCCCCUGCGGUCCACUUCUAACAGGCGUGGCGACACAGGAGGCAGGACCUGACUCCCACGACCAAGAUGAGGGAGGUCAUAGCCAGGGGUGGGCGGUGCUCCUGCAUCAGGGGUCACGGGGGGGAGAUAGUUCCGCACCCGCGGCCCCUUCACGCAGGGCUUCCUCGUGUCCCGGGGAGUCCCGCCACACCGUGGUGACCGAUUGGUCCCUCUGACUGUUCAGCACUUACGGGUAGAGUGCCCCAGUCCAGGGGACCUGCGAAACGGUGCCCCUCCCGGUGCAGGGGCACACUUUCUCUCCCCCCUGGUGCUGGGGUAAGAGGCGCCCUCCCCGGGACAUGCAAGAACCCAUGCCUGCAAGAGGUUGGCGUCUGUUAACCCACAAAAAACGAUCCUCCCGGAAACAGAAGACGCCAAGCCGUGCACACGCCUGGUGGCCUCCUUCCCCUAAUGCCAUGCACCGUGUUUAUGUG